CCCACAUCCGGCGGGACUCUAAUUUUACCGUUCCAACAAAUAAGAGCCGUCAACGACGCGUAUGUAAUGAGCUGACGGCGAGUUCAUGGGAGAUGAACGUCCCGGAGAGACCAUGGCUUCUCAGGAAGCCAUGGCUUGGCGUCACGAGGCCAUCAUGGGUUAUGAUACUGAUAGCCAUCACCCUUCUGGGACUAUCAUGGCUCCAGAUGAGUCCGACGAGGCCGGCGGGCGUCGCAACCCCGCCGGUCUCCGAAGACGCCGGUACCGGGCCGGUAGACCACCCGAGCAGCAGCUGCUCGGGCUUCUACCGGCCCGGCCGGUCGAGGAGGACGACUUUCUCGAUAGAGCAAUUCGGCGGGGUGGGGGACGGAACGACGUCGAACACCGACGCGUUCCGCAGGGCCGUGGAGCACCUGAAGGCCUUGGGCGAUAAGGGCGGGUCGCAGCUGACCGUGCCCCGGGGAAGGUGGCUCACCGGCAGCUUCAACCUGACGAGCAACUUCACCCUCUACUUGGAGGAGGGUGCAAUCAUCUUGGGAUCACAGGAUCCAAAUGAGUGGCCUCUGAUAGAGCCAUUGCCAUCCUAUGGGCGUGGAAGAGAAAGGUUAGGAGCACGCCACAUUAGCCUCAUUCAUGGAGAUGGCCUUAGCGAUGUUGUUAUCAUGGGACACAAUGGGAGCAUUGAUGGACGAGGGAGGAUGUGGUGGGAGCAGUGGUGGAAUAGAACUCUGAAACACACAAGGGGACACCUUUUAGAGCUUGUGAAUUCACACAACAUCCUCAUAUCCAACCUCACCUUCAUCAACUCUCCAUUUUGGACAAUCCAUCCAGUCUAUUGCAGCAAUGUGGUGGUAAAAAAUGUAACCAUACUGGCACCUCUCAAUGCUCCAAAUACUGAUGGUAUUGAUCCAGACUCAAGCUCAAAUGUGUGCAUUGAAGACUGUUACAUUGAGAGCGGGGAUGACCUGGUUGCCGUAAAGAGUGGCUGGGACCAGUAUGGGAUCGCCAUGGCCCAUCCUAGCUCAAACAUUGUUGUUCGCAGGGUCUCCGGCACAACUCCUACUUGCUCAGGGAUUGGAUUUGGAAGUGAAAUGUCUGGUGGGAUAUCCAAUGUCUUGGUGGAAGACCUGCAUGUCUGGAAUUCAGCAGCUGCAGUGAGACUGAAGACUGACAGAGGGAGGGGAGGAUACAUUUCCAACAUCACAAUUGCUAAUGUGGCCAUGGAAAGGGUUAAAAUUCCCAUAAGAUUCAGCAGAGGCUCUAAUGAUCAUGCUGAUGAAGGUUAUGACCCAAAGGCCCUUCCUAGGAUUAAUGGUGUUUAUAUUAAAAAUGUCGUCGGCAUCGACGUAGGAAAGGCACCGAUUUUGGAAGGGAUGGAGGGAACAAUAUAUGAAAAGAUAUGCUUCAGAAAUGUUAGCUUAGGGAGGAUAAGCCCUGAGGCCAGAUGGCACUGCGAAUUUGUUGCUGGAGAAGCUUAUGAUGUGUCCCCAAUGCCGUGCCGAGAGCUUAAGAACAAUGGUUCUUCAUCUUGGUGCAGAAACUCCUAGGCUAUGUAGACAGGAAUCAAGCUUUUCAGCCUCAACUCUGGUUCAUAGAUGACGAGGUGGAAUGGUCAACAACAAACUUGAAGUGUUAGUCCAAAAAGAGUGGUAUCUUGGAGAUUGGUUUGUUGUUUCUUUGUUUGUAUUUUAUUUUAUUUAGAAGGUUGGAUCAGAUACAAACUAUAGAGUGACAGAUAGGAUUUUGAAGAUGCAUGUUCCAUUUAUUUGUACUAAUUACUAACGAGAAUGAUAUAGGUUUUGUGAUUCUUUUAGCUAGGGAGUUCAUUCUUCAGUUGUUUUUUUUUAAAGCAAUAGUAGAAGAGACUGGAAGUUCCUUUUUGUUGAAGAAAAA
This is a messenger RNA of Phoenix dactylifera (date palm), 1893 nucleotides long. Its product is annotated as putative polygalacturonase. The record is from RefSeq and is a predicted model, not a curated record. Gene Ontology annotation, biological process: carbohydrate metabolic process. Gene Ontology annotation, molecular function: polygalacturonase activity. NCBI's taxonomy places the organism in Eukaryota, Viridiplantae, Streptophyta, Magnoliopsida, Arecales, Arecaceae.